Molecule: messenger RNA, 849 nt
Organism: Perkinsus marinus ATCC 50983
Lineage: Eukaryota; Perkinsozoa; Perkinsida; Perkinsidae
Product: D-lactate dehydrogenase, putative
Exons: 6
Coding region: 1-849 (282 amino acids)
Molecular function (GO): FAD binding
Source: RefSeq, a predicted model, not a curated record
AUGCUUUCCUCCCCCAACUUGUUUAGGAGUGCGGCGCUCAGUUUCAUCCGACCAGCAGCCUCCGUCACCUCUGUGGCCUUCCCAGCAUUGUCCACUGCCCUUCGAGCGCGACGUGGGUUCACUUCGGCAACUUCCAAUCUGCGCCCACCAACAGCGAGUGAUAUCACUAAUUUGAAGUAUUUGGUUUCGAACGUGUUGGUGGGGGAUAAGGAUGACCUCUCACAUUACAAUAACGAUUGGUUGAGGACGAGAACUGGUCAUUCAAAUGUGGUAUUGCGUCCGAAGACUACAGAAGAAGUGUCGAAAGCUGUUAAGUACUGUCAUGACCAUUUCAUACCAAUAACCGUUCAAAGUGGCAACACUGGGCUGGUUGGAGGCAGUGUGCCUGUUGAUAAAGAGGUCGUAUUAAGUCUUGAGAGGUUGAAUAAGAUCCUCUCAGUGAACACGGCAGAUUCGAUAGCUACUUGCGAGUCGGGAGUAAUUCUACAAAACUUGAUGGAUGAAUUGGAGAACUAUCACCUCAUGCCGCCCUAUGAUAUUGGAUCGAAAGCCCAGUGCCUUAUAGGAGGUAAUGUGGCGACUAAUGCGGGUGGUCUACGACUACUCCGUUACGGCUCAUUGAGAGGCACCAUCCUUGGACUUGAAGUUGUUAUGGCUGAUGGGAAGGUCCUCGAUUUGAUGAGAGCUCUUCGGAAGGAUAAUACAGGCUAUGAUUUGAAGCAGCUGUUCAUUGGAUCGGAGGGGACACUUGGAGUUAUCACGAAGGUUGCCAUGUUAUGUUAUCCUAUACCAAGAGUUUCACAGGUAGGAUGGCGAAGCCUCAUUGGGGGAGUCGCUGAGUGCCUUUGA